Trichoplusia ni (cabbage looper) is the source of this 1053-nucleotide messenger RNA. RefSeq names its product dachshund homolog 1-like. The transcript has 2 exons. Lineage: Eukaryota; Metazoa; Arthropoda; Insecta; Lepidoptera; Noctuidae. The record is from RefSeq and is a predicted model, not a curated record. The coding region runs from base 244 to 1005 and encodes 253 amino acids.
GUUUUAUUACUAAUCCUGUCCCAAUACCUAUUAAAUUAGUUUGAAAAUAGGUCUACGAAAUUCUAUGAAAUGUGUUUACCGUGAAUCGAUAGUUAAAUGUUUACUAACUUUUUCUUCACCUGUAGCACAUACGUGUCAAAGUUUAUGAAAAUAUUAUUACGUCAUACGUUUGUGACCGAUUGAUUUAGAAACACAUAGUAUAUAAGUCACUACUAUGGUUGUCAUUAACCACAUUUCACUACAAUGGGUUUUAAGCAUCUAUUUGUAUUCACUGCUCUCCUUCUUUUGUGGAAGGUAUGCAAGGUGCACGGCCAGGGUGCCCGCGUGGAGUACGUUAACCAGCCUUACUGUGGGCCACCACUGGCGGCUGCCGUCCAGACCAGCCCGCAAGUCGUCGUCCCCGCGCUCUACAAGCCCUGCGACUACAUCCCGGAGCCUGCUCCCAUCGUGCCUAGCUUCAAUGGCUACAGCGGCAUCACCGGCUACCCUCCCAGCCCUAGCCCUGCCUUCUUCCCCGGUUUCCCUGGCCCCAUGCCCCCAAUCAUCGUUGAAGACGAUGACGAUGACAAGUAUCACCAUCUUCUCUACUUCCUCAUUUUCGCCAUGAGGAACAGGAGAUGCGGUGGUGGAUACGGAGGCUACGGCGGCGGUUGCAAUGGUGGCUGCGGAGGCGGGUGCGGAGGCGGAUGUGGAGGAUACGAUGGCGGUUAUGGAGGCUACAAUGGCGGGUGUGGCGGCAACUGCGGGGGCAGCUGCGGCGGCGGCUGCUCUACUGGCUACAAUGGAUGUAACAGCUGUGGUUUCCCUUACUUCCCUUACCCCUUCCCCAUUCCUAGCUGUGGAGGAGGUUACUCAACCUGCGGCUGUUCUGAUACUUCCUACAGCUGCGGCUGCAACGAUGACAGUUCGUGCGGCUGUCAGGGAGCCAACGAGAUCAACCUUAUAAUUAGAGCUGCUGAUUGCAAUAGCAAUUGUAACUGCAAUAGUUGUUGUACAUGCCGUUAAGAUGCGGGAUCUGUGUUUUACGUACGAAUAAACUUGUGUUGUGAAUAU